Molecule: messenger RNA, 398 nt
Organism: Cynocephalus volans (Philippine flying lemur)
Lineage: Eukaryota; Metazoa; Chordata; Mammalia; Dermoptera; Cynocephalidae
Product: transmembrane protein 14C-like
Exons: 2
Coding region: 1-393 (130 amino acids)
Biological process (GO): regulation of heme biosynthetic process
Cellular component (GO): mitochondrial membrane
Source: RefSeq, a predicted model, not a curated record
AUGGAGUAUAGUGGGAGCAAGAAUGAAAUGAAACUCUACUUGAAGAGCAAUGCAGAAGGACACCGCUCACUAGUGCCUUUACAUUGGUUUGGCUUUAGCUAUGCAGCACUGAUUGCUUCUGGUGGGAUCAUUGGCUAUGCAAAAGCAGGUAGUAUGCUAUCCCUGGCUGCCAGGCUCCUCUUCAGGGGAUUAACAGGCCUAGGUGCUUACCAGCUGUCUCAGGAUCUGAGGAAUGUCUGGGUUUUCCUACUUACAUCUGGGACCUUGGCUGGUGUUAUGGGAAUGAGAUUCUACCACUCUGGAAAAUUUAUGCCUGCAGGUUUAAUUGCAGGAGCCAGUUUGUUGAUGGUCACCAAAGUUGGAAUUAGUAUGUUGAAUAGACCCCAUCAGUAGUAAUC